Molecule: messenger RNA, 2265 nt
Organism: Gadus chalcogrammus (walleye pollock)
Lineage: Eukaryota; Metazoa; Chordata; Actinopteri; Gadiformes; Gadidae
Gene: mecp2
Product: methyl CpG binding protein 2
Exons: 6
Coding region: 1-2265 (754 amino acids)
Biological process (GO): negative regulation of transcription by RNA polymerase II
Cellular component (GO): nucleus; heterochromatin
Molecular function (GO): chromatin binding; double-stranded methylated DNA binding; methyl-CpG binding
Source: RefSeq, a predicted model, not a curated record
AUGGCCGCCGUUGAGCAUGGAGAGGAGAGACUUGCCGGCUGCGCUGCUGAGGAAGAACCUGACAACCGGAGCCACAAAGAGCGUCGCCAUGACGACCUGCCAACAGGAAGCUCAGAAGGCGACGAUUCUCAGAAGGGGGCGGAGCCAAAGGUCCAAGUGUCUGAGCCGGAGGCGGGGCCGUCUGAGUCCCAGUCCGGGGCGAGCCGGUCCGCAGACCCCCGGCCGCGGCGCUCCGUGAUGCGGGACAGGGGGCCGCUGUACGAGGACCCCUCGCUGCCGGCCGGCUGGACCCGCAAACUCAAGCAGAGGAAGUCCGGCCGCUCGGCCGGGAAGUACGACGUCUACCUCAUCAAUUCGGAGGGCAAGGCGUUCCGCUCCAAGGUGGAGCUGAUGGCGUACUUCCAGAGAGUGGGGGACGUCACUAGCGACCCCAACGACUUCGAUUUCACCGUCACAGGGAGGGGCAGCCCAUCCCGUCGUGAGAAACGCCCCCCGGCCAAGACGCCCCGGGCCGCCAAACCCUCCCCCCGUCGCCGUGGACGACCCAAAGGGAGCGGGAAGGCACGGCGCUCAACAGAGGGCGUGGCCAUGAAGAGAGUUGUGGAGAAAACUCCAGGGACGCUCCUCGUCAAGAGGCCUUCUGACAAGACCGAGUCAAUGGCCAGCACCAGUACUUCAGCCUUAAUGGUGGUCACCAAGUCGCGUCCGGGAAGGAAGAGGAAGUCAGACCAGGAAGUGGCGCCUCCCCAGACGGCCCCGAAGAAGCGAGGCAGAAAGCCAGCCUCGGCCAGUGCGUCAACAUCAGCGUUACCCGCGGCAACCACUGGACCCGGGGCCUCUUCAGCAGGAAACUUUGCAGCGGCCAUAUUGGCUGCAGAGGCCAAGCGAAGGGCUGCCAAAGAGAGCGCGGCCAGAGCCGUCGUCCAGGAGACGGCUCUGCCAAUCAAGAAGCGCAAAACCAGAGAGACCAUGGAGGACUUUGAGAAGGUGGCAGCGCCUGUUGCUACGACGACACUUAGCGGCUUGGGCCAUGGUGCUGCCCCAAGCACCUCAAAGCCACUUCCUGUCGGCCGGUCAGAGCCACUUCCUGUCGGCCGGUCAGAGCAGCUUCCUGUGGGUCGGUCAGAGCCGCUUCCUGUCGGUCGGUCAGAGCCGCUUCCUGUCGGUCGGUCAGAGCAGCUUCCUAUCGGCCGGUCACAGCCGCUUCCUGUCGGUCGGUCAGAGCCGCUUCCUGUCGGUCGGUCAGAGCAGCUUCCUAUCGGCCGGUCACAGCCACUUCCUGUUGGCCGGUCACAGCCGCUUCCUGUCGGCCGAUCAGAGCAGCUUCCUGUCGGCCGGUCAGAGCAGCUUCCUGUCGGCCGGUCAGAGCAGCUUCCUGUCGGCCGGUCACAGCCACUUCCUGUCGGCCGGUCAGAGCAGCUUCCUGUCGGCCGGUCAGAGCCACUUACUGUCAGCCGGUCAGAGCCGCUUCCUGUCGGCCGGUUGGACCAGCUUCCUGUGAGGGAUGUCGUUCAUCCCCAGGAGCGCCAGACCCCUACAGGCCAGAAGCAGAAUGCAGCCGAGAGUCAAAAGAGGAAGGAUCGCACUCCGCUCAAACACCCCUCCCACCACCGCCCUGCUCCACCGAAACACAAACCUCAGCCGCCCCAACCACCUCCACCCUCACCACAGUCUGAGACCCCACCCACAACACAGGUCACACCUCUGCCCCACCCUGUUCCCCAGACCCAGCCCACUAGACCUCCGCUGCACAUACAGAGCUCACCCACAAGCCCCUCCCCUCCCCGAUCUCAACCAAAAACAAUCCACUCCAGACACCAACCUCAGUCCAGACAGCCCCCACCUCUCCCACAGACUCAUCAGACCCGCCCCCAGCUUAACCCACAACAAACACAGCCCCGCCCCCAACUCCUGCCCCGCCCCCAGCUACAGCCCCGUCCCCAGGUCAUCCCUCAACAAACACAGCUCCGCCCCCAGCUACAGCCCCGCCCCCAGCUACAGCCACACCCCCAGCCACGCCCACAGCGCCCAGGUGACCAGCAGGCACCGAGCCAGCAGGUGUGUCCGACUGCCAGCCUGACCGCCCCCCGGCCCCGCCCCCUCAGCCUGGCCUCAGGCUGGGAGGGGCGGCGGGAGGGUGUCGGGGUGGAGGGGAGAGCAGAGGCUCCGCCCACGUUGGACACCAGGGAGACGUCAAGCCCGCCUCCAGCAGGAAGCAGCGAGCCCGUGGACUCUCGGACUGCUGUCAGUGAACGGGUCAGCUGA